Messenger RNA from Triticum turgidum subsp. durum (durum wheat), 264 nucleotides. NCBI's taxonomy places the organism in Eukaryota, Viridiplantae, Streptophyta, Magnoliopsida, Poales, Poaceae. The record is from the annotation of a GenBank genome assembly.
AUGGACUCCUUCUCGUCGCCGUCGAUGUCGUCGUCAGGGUCGUCCCCCAACCCGGAGGCGCUCAUGGAGCAGAUCAAGGCGCAGCUCGCGCAGGCCUAUGCCCAGGAGCUUCUUGAGACCGUUGGGAACAAGUGCUUUGCAAAGUGUGUGACCAAGCCAGGAUCAAGCCUGAGCGGAAGCGAGAGCAGCUGCGUGUCACGCUGUGUUGAUCGUUACAUUGAGGCAACUGGCAUCGUCGGCCGGGCUUUGUUCAGUCACCGUUAA